Cyphellophora attinorum is the source of this 1368-nucleotide messenger RNA. RefSeq lists its product as uncharacterized. Lineage: Eukaryota; Fungi; Ascomycota; Eurotiomycetes; Chaetothyriales; Cyphellophoraceae. The coding region runs from base 1 to 1368 and encodes 455 amino acids. The transcript has a single exon. The record is from RefSeq and is a predicted model, not a curated record.
AUGAACCCAGAACUGCGACAAACGCUCAACGUCCUAUCCCACAACUUCGAGAACGCAAAUCAGGCAGCGCAAGAGAACAUCUACAGUUUCACCCAGCUGUACAUCGAUCCCUGUCUCUCCGGGUUUAGAUCAUGCAUCGACGACUGCACUGCGCCAUGUUUUCCGAGUCGCGAUGGCGGCGCAAGGCGUAGGCGUGGUCGCCGGCGCUCGCGAGGACAAGCAGAAAACUACUUCGAUUUCUACGAUGACUGGGAUGACGAAGAGGACCCGGUCGUAGGCGGACAGGCUUGGGGCAAUGACGAACUAGACAGUCUGCUUGCCGGUCGAGGCCAGCAGCCAAAACGACAGCGAGGUAUGAGCUAUGGCUCCAAGAGUCGCAGACGAGCUGGGCCGAUGCAGCCCUCCGACGCUGAGGAAGACCCCACAAUCAUACCCGGCUCCUCUUAUCUUGGCUUUCUGGAACGACUACCUUUCAAGAUCGGGUCUCGAGUGCUGAAGUACAGACCCUCAGCCGCCAAUCUACAAGAGCAUCCCGGCGCGCACAGGUCAGACUUUGAGUCUCAGCCGUUGCUAGAGGAGGAAGGCUAUGGCACUAUACCUGAGACACGGGGCCAUACGCGGCAGAGAAGUGCGACACAGAAUUCCCGAUCAACCACCAACUCUUUGUCGUCGCGUGGCGAUCUCAUCCUUAGCGACGAGGAGGGCGACGCAGUACCAUUAGAUGACGAGUUUGCGGUCAUGCUCUCGUGUCGUAAUACCAAUAAUGAGGGCCCGGACCAGCAGAACAGCGGCAUGAACUCGGCGAAACGGCUGUCUCGAAGGUCAACGCAAAGGACUGUCUCGUCAAAAUCCAAAUCGUCUUCCAACCACAGUACGCCUUCAAAACGAUCGCGAUCGCGGAAGAGCCAGAACUUCACAAGUCCUAACGCAGUAUCUCCGUCGAUUGAAGAAGUCGUCCCAUUUCCAUCCAUGCGGGAGUUGAGGCAGGAAGAGGAAGAAGUUCGCCAAGCUGAGGAAAUGGAGAUAGCGCAGAAGCGCGAGAUCGCGCAAAGACUUGCCGUUGAGCGUGGACUCAGCACUCAAUCCGAUCAGAGUCUAAAAGAAAUGCCGGAAGUAGAAUCAACCGAUUUGGGCACCAGGUCAGCAGUGGAGCUGGACGCUGUCGACGAUGGUCCACGUGGCGAGACACGGUCUAUGACAGACGUCGAUAAUACUACCGAUCAGGAUGCCGAUGUUGAAGACCUCUCCGCCUCGAGAGACACGCUGUCUUCGGGUCCUGGAGCUGCACGAACCACGAGUAGGACGAGCCUUGAUCGAGCAACUCAUCUAGGUCCCAGUGGCCAAAACGCGCACGUAGAUCCGCCCUGA